Arabidopsis arenosa is the source of this 1306-nucleotide messenger RNA. Lineage: Eukaryota; Viridiplantae; Streptophyta; Magnoliopsida; Brassicales; Brassicaceae. The record is from the annotation of a GenBank genome assembly.
AAAAAAAAACACUGAUCGGAGUUUGGAGAUAUCGCCGUGGACAUGGCGGUGCGUAAGAGGCUGUUAUCGUGCGCAUCUCCGCUAACACAAGAGAACCAGUCCGCUCUCGCAUCCGUACUCUGCUCUGCCUUUGGACCACCUACAUCGCAGAAGAAUCCCUCGAAUCUAUCUAAAUACCCUUUCCUUAAGCUAGCCACGGAACUUCUUCAGAAACCUGAAUCCCCCAAACAACCUCAAGGGCACAACAACGACAACAACUUUUCUUUCCUCAAAACAUUCACUUUCUCCGACGUCUCCUCUCUUCAUCAUCUUGAUCAUCUCGAUCCCAAUUUCCACAAGAGUGUGUAUGGCUGUGCAUCACUCCUCGACGUUUUAACUAAGCAUGGAAUCGCUUGCCAUGUGCCUAAGCUCAUCUGCUUCAUGAUACUUAAAUGCGCUUUGUUAGACUCAUUGGCUACUACUAGUUUGCUAUAUGGAAUGAAACGAGUCUACACGGAGAUGCUGGAUGUGGUUUCACCAGGUGUUCACACUUAUAACACAAUGGUUAAUGUGUAUUGUAGGCAUGGGUAUAUGGUGGAGUCGAACCAGUUUGUGUGUAAGAUGAUUCAGUCUGGUUUGGCUCCUAAUCUUUCCACAUUUACAUCUUUGAUUAUGGGUUACUCUACAACCAAAGACGUGGAUGCUGCUAUUAGGGUUUUUCAUAAGAAUAUGGUGGAGUAUGGGUGUGUUCCUGAUUUGAAAUGCUAUGAACACCUCAUGUUGGGGAUUUGUUGCGCUAAGAAACUAGGAUUAGCACAAAGCUUGUUGGAUCAGAUGCAAAGACAAGGGAUAGCUCCGAGUUGGAUUGUUUUUGAUGAGAUUGUUAAAUGUUGCUGCAAGAUGAACAAGUAUGAGGAAGCUGCACAUGUUGUGGAUCAUAUGAUUAGCAGUGGCGGUUACACACCGGAAUUGAUGGAUUGCAGGGCAUUGAUUUGCGGGCUCUAUGAACAAGGAGACAAAGAGAGAGCAAAUGCAGUUUUCCAUAAGCUGCUUCAGUGUGGCGAGUACUACGAUGAUGAAAUAGCUUGGACAAUCCUCAUUGGUGGUUUGCGUAAGAAGAAGAGCCUUUCAGAGGAAUUUUCUCAACUGUUCCAAGCAAUGCUAAUAAGUGGCUGUCACUUGAGCCCUCAGACACAUUUUAUGCUUAAUCAGGGGCUUCACAGGAAGACUCAAUGCGCCUGAGUUCUUACAUCUGCUCUCUGCUUUGGUUUUCUGUAACUUCAGCCGACAAAAGGGCACUCGUGUGCAAUAAACUUCAUAGUGGCUA